This is a messenger RNA of Cryphonectria parasitica EP155, 1527 nucleotides long. RefSeq lists its product as uncharacterized. Lineage: Eukaryota; Fungi; Ascomycota; Sordariomycetes; Diaporthales; Cryphonectriaceae. The transcript has 2 exons. Gene Ontology annotation, cellular component: Swr1 complex; NuA4 histone acetyltransferase complex. The record is from RefSeq and is a predicted model, not a curated record. Gene Ontology annotation, molecular function: transcription corepressor activity. The annotation marks the transcript as partial. Gene Ontology annotation, biological process: chromatin remodeling; DNA repair; negative regulation of transcription by RNA polymerase II.
AUGGCCUCUAACGACGUUCGUGAUGUCCUCAACCUGCCCUCUGAGGGCUUGGCACCACGUCCUUCCAAGAAGCAAAAGAUUGCCGCUCCAAGGCCCAACCUGAAAGGACUUGCACGGGAAGUUCAGAGCCUGGGAGGCGACACACCGAUUGCCAUCGUACCCGAAGUCUCUCUCUACAAGAAGCGUCGUCAGAUUAAUCGCAAACCGGCCUCUAAAUGGGAACUACGGGCCUUCCGAAACUCGGCGCGUGAUGACAACAGCUUAGUUUUACGGCACUGGAAGCGCAAGUCAGAGGCAGGGCCAAGGCCAGACCGGGCUGAUGGAAGUACAGCACAGGGCGACAAGCAGAAGGAGGGUGAGCCUGAGGUCGAGGACUCGGCAUUUGCGAGAUUCAACGUCAAGGUCCAGGUGCCCGACUACAACGAGGAGCAGUACGACGCAAAGCUACAGAGCGACGACUGGACCAAAGACGAGACCGAUUACCUGUUCCAGCUGGUCAGGGACUUUGACCUGCGGUGGCCUCUCAUAUGGGACCGAUUUGAGUACUCGCCAAAACAACCUGAUGAUAUGGACUUGGAUGGGUCGAGCACGGCAGUCGUUCCCGCCCCAAGACAGCGGACCAUGGAGGAUCUCAAGGCACGGUACUACGAGGUGGCGGCCAAGAUGAUGGAGGUUCAGAAGCCGAAGCAGUACAUGACACAAUUUGAAUGGGACAUGCACACCAUGAUGUUGAACUUCGACCCGGACAAGGAAGCCCAACGCAAGAGGUUCGCGCUGAACACCAUGUCGAGGACAGAAGCCGAGGCCAAGGAGGAAGAGUCGCUCCUCAUCGAGGUCAAGCGCAUCAUGGCCCGUGCCGAGAGAUUCAACGAGGAGCGCAGGGAGCUCUACCAGAGGCUUGAUCAUCCCCACGCGGACCAGGACAUCAGCGCCUUCAGAGGCAGUGCGGGGCUCUCUCAGCUGCUCAACACAUUGCAAACCCAGAGCCAAGCCAGGAAACGCAAGCCCCUCACGGCGCCCGAGACCGCGAGCCCGGCUACUGGUGCUGCGAGUGCAAAUGCCCAGCCAUCGAGCGCGGUAUCUGAGACAGCGCCAAGUCGGCGUGAGAGCAUCGCCGCCCAGUCCGCCGGCCACCGCGACUCGAUCGGCGCCGAGAAGCCCACGCCUGUGGGCAACAAGAAGGGACAGCCACCUCCCGAGAGACGCAAGCUCAGCGAGUACGAAGAGCAGAUCUACGGCGUCUCGACGCACGAGCGGCUCAGCUCUGGACCGACGUUCCGGUAUGAACGGGUUAACAAGCUGUUCUCCCACAAGAGCGGCCAGCAGCAGGCACGGAUACAGCACGUCCUCAACGAGCUCAGUAUCCCUGUACGUCUCAACAUGCCUACCGCGACAGUCGUGGCCGAGUACGAGAAGCUUGUACUCGCCGUCACCAGCCUGGUAGACCUGAGAAAGCAGAAGGACAAGCUCGAGAACGAGAUCAAAAUCGAGGAGGCGAAGAGGGCAGAGCGGGCCAAGGCGAGAGCA